Plasmodium malariae is the source of this 681-nucleotide messenger RNA. It is a transcript of the gene GLP2, whose product is annotated as glutaredoxin-like protein, putative. The transcript has a single exon. The record is from RefSeq and is a predicted model, not a curated record. The coding region runs from base 1 to 681 and encodes 226 amino acids. NCBI's taxonomy places the organism in Eukaryota, Apicomplexa, Aconoidasida, Haemosporida, Plasmodiidae.
AUGAACUUUAUAAAGAAAGAAGAACAAGGGAAAUUUGUCGAUGAGGAGGGGACAAAACUCUUUUAUAUAAAUUCAAAUAAGGCAAAAGAGUACGAGUCACAUAUGGACGUUUUGCAUGCAAUAGUUGAGGAUUAUGAUAGACUUAAAGUGUAUGUUAUAAACAAGGAGGAUUGUAGUGGUAAUGUUAGCGGAAGUGAUAAUAAGUUCCAGUUCGAGUUGUAUGAACAUAAGGAGUUGUUAAAAAGCUUUGUAAAUUGUAAUAUAGGUACAGUUACUUCCUUUUUAAGAAAGUAUAUUGGUUCACGCAAUGCUAAUGGUCAGAUAAAAAAUAAUAAUGAUGCUGAAGAAGAAAGUAUUGAAGCCAAUACUGUUAAAAAAAUUGAGUAUUUAUUAAAAAGUAAUAAAAUUAUACUUUUUAUGAAAGGAAGUAAAAGUUUUCCACAAUGCAAAUUUAGUAACGCUGUUGUUUUUAUUUUAAAUAGUUUAAAAAUAAAAUACAAUACAUAUGACAUUUUACAAGAUGAACAUAUUAGGAAUCAGCUAAAAAUUUAUUCUAAUUGGCCUACUUAUCCGCAGCUAUACAUUAAUAGUGAACUAAUAGGCGGUCAUGAUAUUAUAAAGAGCAUGUAUGACAGCAACGAAUUAAAGGGGAUAAUACCGCAGGAUUGUUUGGAGGAGUGA